CCGGUGCAUGUGGGAAAGGAAGCAGAAACACGUGUUUUUAUACUUUUCAGCAGAAAUAUCCAAUUAUUCCGUGAAUACUCCUUGAUUUUCACUGUUAGUUAGUGUAUUCGUUAAAUCUACAUACAUACUGCGUGUGCUGAAUUGCGCCACAUUGUAACAUUGUGCUGUGCUGUGAGUUAUAUCAAUCCGAAAAUGACUGAAGAAAAAGUAGCUGAUGUUGCCGCGGAAAACAAUGGAAAAGAGGAGAAAGAAGAAAAUGGGGCGAAAACCGAGCCCAUGGAUGAAGCUGAACUGGAGAGCGCUAUAAUUCGGCAGGUCGAAUAUUAUUUCGGUGACCUCAACCUUCCACGUGACAAGUUCCUCCGGGAGCAGGUGAAGCUGGACGAUGGCUGGAUACCGUUCGAGAUCCUCAUCAAGUUCAAUCGGCUCGCCAAGCUCACUACAGACCUGGAGCUCAUUGCUAAGCUGCUAGGGAGGUCCAGAAGCGGUCUACUCGAGAUUUCAGAAGACAACAAGAAAGUCCGCCGAAGCCCCGAGAUGCCCCUACCCGAGAUGAACGAAGAGCGCCGUAAGGAAGUCCAGGGCCGCACGGUCUACGCCAAAGGUUUCCCCAAGGACGCUUUGCUGGAUGAUGUCCUGAAGUACUUCAAACAGUUUGAGGAGGUGGACAACGUCAUCAUGAGGAGGUACCAGGACAACAAGACUAAGAAGCGGCUGUUCAAGGGAUCGGUGUUUGCCACGUUCAAGACUAAAGAACAGGCGCAGAAGUUCCUGGAUCAGAGCGGCGUGAAGUACGGCGAGAGCGAGCUGGUGAGGAAGUGGCAGGAGACUUACGUGGCCGAGAAACAGCAGGAGUACGCCGCCAAGAAGGAGAAAAAGGACAAGAAACCCAAGAAUGUCGAACAGGAGCCUCCCCAGGACGAGUUAAAGCUGCCGGCCGGCACGGUGCUGCACAUCGACCACGACAACAACAAACUCAAGCGGGAAGACAUCAAGGAAGCCUUCGCCAAGUUUGGUGAAUACGAAAUAGCGUACGUAGACUCGAACCUCGGCGACACGCAGGGCUGGGUACGGUUCGCCAAAGAGAACGCCGCCAAAGAGAUCUUCGAGAAAAUCCCCGAUGGAAAAAUCUCAGUCGCAGACACAGAAAUAACUGUCAAACUCCUCGGGGAAGAGGAAGAGGUCGCUUACCUGACGAAAACCAUCGAACACAUGAGGAAGAGGAGAUUCAACUAUAAGAAUAAUAAGCACCAUAAUAAGGGAAGGAAUUUCAAGGGGAAACAGGGGAGGAAACGCAGGCAAGAUCAGCAUGAUGACGCCCCAUCGGCAAAAGUUAAAGCUGACAGCUAAAUUAAAUAGUUCAUUUUCCAUCGAGUUGAAAGA
This is a messenger RNA of Cydia amplana, 1383 nucleotides long. It is a transcript of the gene La, whose product is annotated as la protein homolog. The transcript is spliced from 7 exons. Gene Ontology annotation, molecular function: mRNA binding. Gene Ontology annotation, cellular component: nucleus; ribonucleoprotein complex. Gene Ontology annotation, biological process: tRNA processing. The coding region runs from base 193 to 1350 and encodes 385 amino acids. Lineage: Eukaryota; Metazoa; Arthropoda; Insecta; Lepidoptera; Tortricidae. The record is from RefSeq and is a predicted model, not a curated record.